AUGUAUCACGAAGUACAAAGGCAUGGAGGAACCGUUGCCUCCUUAAAUGAAUGGGCCGAGGGCAUUGAUCCGAGAACAUAUCGGAAGAUGAUACCUUGGCACCAGGAUCUCAUCAACGCAUGUGGGAGAUAUAAAACAUAUCUUGAUAUAAUAAACCCGACUCAUGAAGCCUACUUUGAGUAUGAGCGCCAGAUCGACAGAGAAAUGCUCGGUGGCACUACCGAAACUCGUAUGAGACGCCUUCAACGGCUUAUCCAAGGGUUGAUCAGGAUACUGGGCGACUCCCAUCCAAACGUCGACUCUGUCGUUUGGUCACCUCCGGUGCCGGGAUUGAAGUGUAAAGAGAGACUUAAGGCACUGGUUCGACAGGAGAAUGCAGGAAUAUCCGGGCUGCCUUGUACGUCUCACAUAUGCUCCAUCAAUGAGCUCGCAGGUGUUGCUGCUAUGCCCGAGAUAAGUGAGCACGGGAGUAACUUGAAAACAGGUAACGGAUUGUGA
Molecule: messenger RNA, 498 nt
Organism: Aspergillus niger
Lineage: Eukaryota; Fungi; Ascomycota; Eurotiomycetes; Eurotiales; Aspergillaceae
Exons: 5
Coding region: 1-498 (165 amino acids)
Source: RefSeq, a predicted model, not a curated record